Triticum dicoccoides is the source of this 1565-nucleotide messenger RNA. RefSeq names its product lysM domain-containing GPI-anchored protein LYP4-like. The transcript is spliced from 5 exons. Bases 157 to 1389 code for a protein of 410 amino acids. Lineage: Eukaryota; Viridiplantae; Streptophyta; Magnoliopsida; Poales; Poaceae. The record is from RefSeq and is a predicted model, not a curated record.
ACGAGAUCCGUAGCGCAGUGGCCGACCAGCUCCGUAGCCUCGCGAGUCUCCAUUCUCUCGGUUUCCCAGUCGCCACCCUCCCGAAACCGCGAGGCUCCAAGUCAACAGUCCCACACUCCCACUCGCCACACGCCUCCGCGCUCCCCGACCACCGUCAUGCCACUCCCGUCCACCCAACUCCACCGCCGCCUCCUCCUGCUCCUUCUCGCCGCCGUCGCCUGCACGGGGCUGCCCGGCGCCGCGUCCAAGCCCACGCUGCUCGAGCCCUGUGCCUCCGCCACGGCCUGCCCCGCGCUGCUCUCCUACACCCUGCACGCCGACCUCAAGCUCGCCGAGCUGGCCGCGCUCUUCGCCGCCGACCCGCUCGCCAUCCUCGCCGCCAACGCCAUCGACUUCGCCGUCCCGGGUCCGGCCGGCCGCAUCCUGCCGGCCGGCCUCGCGCUGCGCGUGCCGGUCCCCUGCGCCUGCUCCGGCGGCGUCCGCAGGGCCACCUCCGUCCGCUACGUCUCCCGGCCGGGGGACACGCUCGCCUCCAUCUCCUCGCGCGUCUACGGCGGCCUCACCGCCCCGGACUGGAUCAGGGACUCGAACGGCAUCCCCGACGCCGACGGCGCCGUCGACGCCGGGACCGCGCUGCUCGUGCCGCUGCACUGCGCGUGCUUCGGCGGGGUGGACAACGGGGUGCCCGCCGUGUACCUCACGUACGUGGUGGCCAAAGGGGACACCGUGCCCGCCAUCGCGAAGAGGUACCAGACCACGGCCACCGACGUGAUGAGCGUCAACGACAUGGCCACCGCCGACGUCGCCGCCGGGGACAUCAUCGUCCUCCCGCUGCCAGCGUGCACCUCGUCGUUCCCCACCUUCACGUCCGACCACGGGCUGGCCGUGGCGAACGGGACCUACGCAGUGACUGCCGACCGGUGCGUCCAGUGCAGCUGUGGUCCGGCCAACUUGGAGCUGUUCUGCGUGCCGGCGCCGCUGGCGGAUGCGGCGUGCUCCAGCAUGCAGUGCGGCAACAGCAGCAUGAUGCUCGGCAACUUCACCCUCGUCAUGACCGGCGCCGGCUGCAGCGUCACCUCCUGCGGCUACGGCGGCUACGCCAACGGCACCAUCCUCACCACGUUAACCAGGGCACUCAAGCCCCUGUGCCCAGUCCCGCACCAGUUCCCGCCGCUGAUCCCGCCGCCGACGUCGUCCUUCUUCGAGACGUACCUCGGCCCUUCACCGGCGCCGAAGCCGUCGGAGGGGGGAAUCAAGAGUCCGACGAUGGCUAGGACGGCACCAACGGCCAGCACGGACGCCGUCGCCGGUGCUCCUCCCACGGGCCGGCACUUCAGCGACGUCUUCGGAGUGCUCGCGCUUUGCCUUGUCACCAACAUGCUGUGGUGACUGACCACCGAGCAGCCGAACGCGCGUGCGGACGGGCUGCUUCGAUUCGAGUUAUUCUUUUUGUACAGGAGCAGCCGGCUCUUUUGCAGGGGCUGCUCCGUGCCAAAAUUUUGUUGCUGCUCGUCUCAUUUGUGGUUCUCUGUGAAAUUGAAAGCAGUCUCGCUGAAUUGACUCUC